Messenger RNA from Passer domesticus (house sparrow), 2689 nucleotides. RefSeq names its product BCL2 like 13 (gene BCL2L13). Bases 179 to 1600 code for a protein of 473 amino acids. The record is from RefSeq and is a predicted model, not a curated record. Gene Ontology annotation, cellular component: membrane; mitochondrion. NCBI's taxonomy places the organism in Eukaryota, Metazoa, Chordata, Aves, Passeriformes, Passeridae. Gene Ontology annotation, biological process: apoptotic process; regulation of apoptotic process. The transcript has 7 exons.
CGGCGGCGGCGGCGAAUUAGGGCAGAGCCCGCGCACCGGGCGCGCGCCCGCCCCCCCCCCUCCCCUCACCGCCCCCGGCGGGAGCCACCCGGGAGCUGCGGCCGCUCCUCCGCCUCCAGCUCCUCCCCGCGGCGCCCGCAGCCUUCCCUGCUCCCCAGAGCGCAGCGCAGCCACCCCCAUGGCGUCCGCCACUGCCGUGCCUGGAGGAUUUCACUAUGAAACCAAGUACGUCGUGCUCAGCUACCUGGGCCUCCUGGCACAGGAGAAGCCACAGGAGCAUCCUCCUCCUCCUCCUCCUCCAGCUCAAGGGACUCAACAACAGCUUAUGGCACAACAUGCUCUGGAGAAAGAGGCUUUGGAGAAGAUUAAAAUAGAAAUCGAGGAGGAGCUAAAACGCCUUGAUGAAGAAAUCUUGGAAGCAUUUACCACUACAGGGUUUGACUGCCACACUUCCCCAGUGUUCAGCCCUGCCAAUCCAGAGAGCUCAAUAGAAGACUGCCUGGCUCAUCUGGGGGAGAAAGUGGCCCAGGAAUUGAAGGAACAUCUGCACAAAGCACUGCAGAGCUUGCUUAGCAAGCCGGUGACGUAUCAGGAAUAUCGGGAGCGCACGCAGGAGGCAUCUGCUCAUGCCAGUGGGUGGAACAAGGUCUUGGUGCCCCUGGUUCUGUUACAGCAAUUUCUGAUGGAGCUGACCAGACGGGGCCAGGAACCACUGAGUGCCCUUGUGAACUUUGGGGUGACAUAUCUAGAAGAUUAUUCUGCAGAUUACAUCAUUCAACAAGGAGGAUGGGGAACAGUCUUCACUUUGGAAUCCGAAGAGGAAGAGUAUCCCGGGCUCAUUGCCGAGGACAGCAAUGACAUCUACAUCCUGACCAGUGACAACUCGGGGCAGGUGAGCCCCCCGGAGUCCCCCACGGUGACCACGUCGUGGCAGUCAGAGGGCCUGCCCGUGUCCCUGUCGGCGAGCCAGAGCUGGCACACGGAGAGCCUGCCUGUGUCCCUGGGACCCGAGUCCUGGCAGCAAGUGGCUAUGGAUCCCGAAGAAGUCAAAAGCCUGGACAGCAACGGAGGGGCUGAAGAGAGGAGUGAGAACAACUCUUCCAACUCUGACAUUGUUCACGUGGAGAAGGAAGAGAUACCAGAGGGGAUUGAGGAAGCAGUGGUGCCAGCUGGGGCUGCAGAGACCAUACAGGCAGCAUUUCCAGAAACCUCUGCUUCUUUACAGGAAAUAAAACCUCCUGAAAUUGCUGCUGCCGAAAAAGCACAUCCCUCUGCACUUCUGCGUGCAAAACAGGAGGAAAAGGGAAAAGCAGCUGAAGAGCUUGUUGAACCUGAAAUCCCCGUGUUAACUAAACCUGUCCCAAAGGUAGCCCCGUCAGAAGAAAAGGCUGCACCAGAACCUGAGAAAAUACUGCUUCCAGGGGGAAAAAAAGCGGGGAAAGAGGGCCAUUUGGAAGAAAUAGAAGAGAAAUCCUCAGCUGCAGAGGAGAAGCCUAUCCUGUUGCCAGAAGGGAAAUCUAUACUGCUGUACGGCGGGGCUGCCGCGGUCGCUAUAUUGGCUGUGGCAGUCGGAGUAGCGCUGGCGCUUAGGAAAAAGUAACGGAGCUCUCUGGAGGAGGAGGGAGGAGAGAAGAGAGCACAUCCAAUUUUUGUAGUUGUGUUACCUAAAGGUUGAGCUGCCUGCUGUUUAAUUGGACUUCUGAGUAACUCAGUGGUGAUGAGGUGAGGUUGUUCAAUAAGCCUCCAGCUACGGACAAUCAUGUUUUUAGUAGAAUCGGGGCGGGGACUGGUUUUUCGUGAUUAAAGUACGGGGGUAUUUUUAAAAAAAAAAAACAAAAAAAUCUGCAAAUUUAAGAACUUAAAGUGCAGGUGCUGAAGAAAGGGGUGCUCAUACUCUAGGAACUGGAACAAAGGAUCCCCAGGGGAAGGGGAGAGCCAGCUGCUGCCGGCCCCUGGAGGUUUUGGCUUCUCAGAUUGACCGCUAUUGCAGCUGUGCUGUCUUGUCACUUCCCGUUGUGCCCCGAGCCCCUCCUAACAAACAUUAGCCAACCUGAGUCCUGUAGCGAGAGGCUGGUGUCCCUUUUGUCUCAGCUUCCUCUCAGGUACAGCACUGCUCCUCAUAACCUUCCAGGUUCCUCCUAAGCCCCAGUGGGACAGUGCUUAUUCUUACCUCUUGGCUCACACUGGUUUGGCCCCUAACGUUUACUGGAGCCCCAUCCUGUGAAGAUGCUGCCUCUCUGUAGCUGUAUUAUCUCUGAGCAUCCUGGUGUUGCUGGGGCAGAGGUGCUGCCCAGGAGGGUGGGAGGGACACUGCUGUUUGCUGGUUUGAGAAUCCAUUUGCUCUGCUCCUGCCCAGCCCACUUUACUGCAAACCCUUCAGUUAACAGAGGUACGAAAUUGAUGCUGGGCACGGUGCCCUUGGGAUCACUACUCUGAUAUUUGGGGUAUAUUCAGCAAAAAUAUAGCAAACCCAUGUGGAAGCAAGGCCAGUGCCUCAAGUGCAAUUCAGAUAUUAAAUGCUCUGCUGUCCUGUGUCACGCUGCAGUCUGCAUUGUCUUUCCCAAGUUAAGCACAGAGUGUAUUUAGUCCUAACUUGGUCUUGCCUGUGACAGAAUCCCAGAUAUAUAAAGCAAUGGAUUCUAGUAACUGAGCAAAAGAGCAUUAAACAUCUCUAUCUGCUUGUUCCUGA